CGUGGCUUCUUGUUUUGACUUGAAAUCCGAUCUGCACUCCAAAGUUCAUAUAAUAUGCAUUUACUCCGUAAACAGAUAGACAUCACAAAGUGAUUUACAUUAAUGUUGAAGCCGCGUUUUUUAUUGUUUGCAUCGUGAUGUGCGCCAAGGAAAAUCGAAAAUGGUUUCAAAUAAAGGUGGCAGUGCUAUUCUGUCUGAAGACAAUUUUCAGCCAUGGCACAGUACACGAUGGUUUAAAAUCUGGCGGUGCAUCGCAUGACUUCAAAUAUGAAACAAACGAACAUAGAGCAUACGAGAAAAGUGUUUUACUCGGCGAAGAAGAGGAAGGAGCGGGUUAUGAUGGUCUGACUAGAGAACAAAAAGUAGACAGAUUAUUAAAAAUUGCAAAAAAAAUUGAUGUUGAUAGCAAUGGUUUUAUAACAAAAGAAGAAUUGCAAAAAUGGGUUCAAGAAAACCACAUGAAAUAUCUAAUACGAAAUGCUAUAGAUUAUAUCGUUGAAAUUGAUCUGAACAAUGAUACCAAGAUGUCAUUUCAAGAAUACGAGGAUUCUUAUUUUGUACAAGGUAUUCCAGGGAUACCGAAAACCUAUAGAAACACAACAAGGUAUCGACAUGGGAAGCGCCGCUUUGAAUAUGCAGAUCUCAACAAAGAUGGUCAUUUGUCCUUACACGAGAUUGUAUAUUUCCUUAAUCCUGAAGAAGGCAAGCAUAUGAAAAAAUGUCUCGUUCUGGAAACUAUCGAGAAUAUGGAUAGGGAUGGAGAUGGAGCAUUGAAUAUUAAAGAUUACAUAGGUGAAGGAAUCUUGGAAAUGGACUCUGGAGAAGAAUUUGUGGCAAAGGUGAAAGAAUUCAAGGAAUUCGAUAAAAAUGUUGAUGGUCUACUAGUUGAGAAUGAAGUACUUGACUGGAUGUUCCCUCCUGGUUAUACAACUUCACAACAUGAAGUAGAACACAUUAUGAGUCAUGGAGACAACGAUAAGGAUGAGAGUUUGAGCUAUGAAGAAUUUUCAUCAAUUCCAGAGCACCUUGAAAACAGCAGAGUGACAAGCUACGGUGAUCUAUUACAUGAGCACAGAGACGAACUGUAAUGCAAUGCACGAUUUCCUAUUUAUUAUUUUGCAUGCAGAAAUUUUAGUGUACGCAUGCGCAGAGUGCCUGUGUUAUUUUUAUGCACCAUUUGUACAAUAAAAAAGAAAUCUUCGUUUUAGGUUAAAUAAUGCCAUAUACUAAAUCUUCUAUCAACAUCGCUUGCUAGGCCUUUACGUAAAGAUAUCAUAACUCGCCGUACGAGCUCGGUAGCUACGUAUGCUACGGCUGUACAAAAACUCCUCGGUCCGAUACUAGUUCGUUAAGACAUCGCACUCGGGGAGCCGGGAUUCAGCAAAGCGUUAAAUCAAUUUGGCAAUUGGAAAAUUUUAAAUACUAAAAACUAAUUUGAGCGAUUUCCCUCUGCUCUGACUUCAUAAAUAAUUUCAAUCCACAAUACCAAACAAAUAAUUUAGCCUGAUUUGAAAAUUACAACUAAAAUGAGUCAUGACGCUUAAGAAAAGGUUGUAAGUUUUGUGCUUGAAGUUUUGCUUCCUUUCAAUGACUCAAAAUCAUUGCACGCCUCAUUGAAUCCCUGUUAGCUUGGGUCAUGUAAACAACCCUAAGUAGUAAAAUAGUUGGAAGUAUACUUACGAAUAAACAUGCACGAAGGAGUUUCUUUGAAGGAUGAAACUAAAUAUAGUGAGUACGAGCGAACCGACUAGAAACUUAACUUGGCGAUCAAUUCCAAAACUGCCGCAUGCAUGAGAGAAUUGUAUUUUAAGCAAUAUUGUUGAUUGUACAUGUUAAGGGAUGCGUUUUGGGGGAAUGAAAGUGAAGGAUUUCAUGUAGCAACUGAAAUAUCGGAGCCCGACCUACGACGUUAUGGACAGUGAUGUGUUGCUAAUGUAGCGACGUUAUGGACAGUGAUGUGAAUUCAUAUACAUUCAGUUUAGUGGCACCCAACUUCUAUCUUUUGAAAGUGAAUCUGUUUUCAUUGACGGCCUCCGUAAUGUACCUUCACUUAGCUAUUUCUGCUGAGAAACAAUAUAUUUAAGGAUUUUUGUUUUCAUUUUUGUAAAUAAUUAAGCAUUUUACAGUUGUGCAAUGUAUUUCCAUCCACUACAAAGCUUAUAGUCAACUUUUCAUCACUCAUUA
Messenger RNA from Xenia sp. Carnegie-2017, 2184 nucleotides. RefSeq names its product calumenin-A-like. Gene Ontology annotation, molecular function: calcium ion binding. The record is from RefSeq and is a predicted model, not a curated record. NCBI's taxonomy places the organism in Eukaryota, Metazoa, Cnidaria, Anthozoa, Malacalcyonacea, Xeniidae. Gene Ontology annotation, cellular component: endoplasmic reticulum. The transcript has 8 exons. Bases 138 to 1088 code for a protein of 316 amino acids.